GACGGUCGGGCUCACGGCAAUUCAGUUCAAUCAUGUCAUUUUGGUUUGAAUUCUCCGCUCGGCGAAGCAUGACUUCAGGCAUGCGUCGAUAUGAAGCAUUCAACACCGACAUGCCCCUGCAUGAUGCCUUCAAAAUGGCUUGAGCAGUCGGUGACAGCGCUUCUUCCAAUUGAUGGGCAAGAGAAGGAGAGGCGCAACAGCCGUGCGGCAGCGAAUCUCCACGAUGGUGCUUCCAUGUCAACCCUGGAGAUGUUCCAUCUCAGGCCUGGCAUGGACAGCCCUCCGGCCUUGCCAGCCAUGCGCUUGUCUUCACCGGAGAGCAACCGUGGCAGCGCCGCAGCCACCGGGUCACGGAGUGGCUCCGCCACGCCGCACAGCUCGGUGGGACCGCUGCCGGGCGGACGCUUGAGGCAAGCCGCAGCAGGCAGAGAUGAGGUUAGAUUGAACAUUGGAGAAGGGCCCUACCGAUAGAGUUUCACUGCAGCUCUUAGCUGUCUUUGUACCGAUUGUGUUAUGUUUUAAGCGCAAUUCAGUGAUCGACCGUAGAUGGAGAAGCCACUUAAGAGAAGUUACGCAUCAGCG
Durusdinium trenchii is the source of this 582-nucleotide messenger RNA. The record is from the annotation of a GenBank genome assembly. Lineage: Eukaryota; Dinophyceae; Suessiales; Symbiodiniaceae.